ACCCGCAGGGAGACAUUCUGCAUCAUUUGCUGCUUGCUGCAUCCAACUGUGCUCACCUGCUGUCAUCUUGGACACCACUGAGCAGCUGUAGGAAGAGCUAUGAAGUCAUUCAACCUGAUCCUCUUCCUCCUCGCUGGACUGGGAUCCAAGGCUGCCCCCUCAGCCCCUCUGCCUUUGGCCUCCGACUUUCCGGGAAUGGGCCACCCCUCUGAAAUCUUACAUCCUGCUUUUGAAAAUUCCACUGGAGAUCAGCCUAACCCGGAAUUCCCUGGGAAUGUUUAUCCUGAGCCCUCAAAGAAACCUCAUGCAAUUUCCCUCGAGGCCUCCCUCCUUGACUUCACCGAGACCCCCAAUCCUGACCUCCAAGACACCCCACACCCAGAGUCUCCUGGAACCCCCAAGGCUGACCCACUCACAACCUCAAUAUCAGAAUCCCUGGACACCCCCAAAACUAACGCCUCCAAAAAAACUCACCCAGAGCCUUCUGAGGCCCCCAACCCUAAUCCCUCUAAAACUUCACACCCAGAAUUUCCUGAGACCCCAAACACUAACCCUAUGCAAACUACACAUCAAGAAUCCCCAGAGAGUCCCAAACUUAAUGCCACUGAAAUCUCACAUGCAGCAAUCUCCAAGACCCCAAAUCCUGACCCCACCAAGACCCUUGACCCCAAAUCUCCAGAAACCCAUGACCCUGACAUCACAGAGACCCCAAAUUCUGAAUUUCCCCAGACCCUCCAUCCUGACCCUACUGAGACCUCCCACCCAGAAUCCCACGUGACCCACGACCCCAUCCGGACUGAAAUUUCCCAAACAGAAUUUCCCACAACCCACUACCAAAGUGCAACAGAUGUUUCCAUGACCUCUGACCCUGAAACCUCCGCUAGUCUUUACCCAGAAACGCCUGCACCCUUCAAGGAUGAAGCUACUGCCCUAAAUGAGCUGCCCCCGAAUCCCAAACCAGAAACCCUUGCAACUACCCAGGCUGCUUCCCCUGAAUUGCUGGUCUCAGACUCUCCAGGAACCACUGAGCUGAGGGCUCCCCAGAACUCUAGCCCUAAGGAUCCUGACACCCCUGCUUCCUCAGUCCGGAUUGCAGGCCCUCCUGCUCUUCCAGGGCCCCCCAAUCAGCUGGCCUCUGCCACUCUGCGGGCCUCCCAGCAGCGCAGUGGAGGUGAGAGCGUCAACACCAUCAUCGUGGUGGAACGAGUGAAGGAGACAGCGGUUAGAGUGUCCGACACCGAGAUCCGUUCGCUGUGA
Messenger RNA from Carlito syrichta (Philippine tarsier), 1257 nucleotides. RefSeq names its product golgi associated olfactory signaling regulator (gene GFY). The record is from RefSeq and is a predicted model, not a curated record. The coding region runs from base 100 to 1257 and encodes 385 amino acids. The transcript has 3 exons. NCBI's taxonomy places the organism in Eukaryota, Metazoa, Chordata, Mammalia, Primates, Tarsiidae.